Hirsutella rhossiliensis is the source of this 357-nucleotide messenger RNA. RefSeq lists its product as uncharacterized. The transcript has a single exon. The record is from RefSeq and is a predicted model, not a curated record. Lineage: Eukaryota; Fungi; Ascomycota; Sordariomycetes; Hypocreales; Ophiocordycipitaceae. Bases 1 to 357 code for a protein of 118 amino acids.
AUGGAGCGGAACGAGCCGUCUGCGUGGGAGAAGACGCGAACGGCGCAGGUCGUGCCGCCCGCAGAGCGGGCCAUGGACGACGAUAGUCCGGCGGAGAUCGAAGGAGUCCUCGCCCAGCUCCUCCAAGGACAAGACGUAUUGGACAGGGGAGUCGAGAAUCCGAGGAGUGGAGCGGACGGGACUGACGAUGCUGAGCCCGAUGACAGAGCCAAAACGAUCAACGAGAUCACCUCUUCCGGCAUGUUUGCAUUGGACGGACCGCCGGAAGUGUCGGACGCAGAGAAGCUCCGCUUUGCGUGCAAUGCCGUGGGUGGCGAUGGGGCCGAGAACGACCGCAAGGGCCGAGGGCAUGGAUAA